This is a messenger RNA of Orcinus orca (killer whale), 357 nucleotides long. Its product is annotated as small nuclear ribonucleoprotein E-like. Gene Ontology annotation, cellular component: U1 snRNP; U2 snRNP; U4/U6 x U5 tri-snRNP complex. Gene Ontology annotation, molecular function: RNA binding. The transcript has a single exon. The record is from RefSeq and is a predicted model, not a curated record. Bases 1 to 288 code for a protein of 95 amino acids. NCBI's taxonomy places the organism in Eukaryota, Metazoa, Chordata, Mammalia, Artiodactyla, Delphinidae. Gene Ontology annotation, biological process: mRNA splicing, via spliceosome; spliceosomal snRNP assembly.
AUGGCGUACCGGGGCCAGGGCCAGAAGGUGCAGAAGGUGCAGAAGGUGAUGGUGCAGCCCAUCAAUCUCAUCUUCAGAUACUUGCAAAUUAGAUCUCGAAUUCAGGUGUGGCUUUAUGAGCAAGUGAAUAUGCGGAUAGAGGGCUGUAUCAUUGGUUUUGAUGGGUAUAUGAACCUCGUAUUAGAUGAUGCAGAAGAGAUUCAUUCUAAAACAAAGUCAAGAAAACAGCUGAGUCGGAUCAUGCUAAAAGGAGAUAACAUUACUCUGCUCCAAAGUGUCUUCAACUAGAAAUGAUCAGUGAAGUGAGAAAUUGUUGAGAAGGCAAUACAGUUUUUUUAGGUGUCCUUUGUUAGAAGU